This is a messenger RNA of Panicum virgatum (switchgrass), 390 nucleotides long. RefSeq names its product inverted formin-2-like. The transcript has a single exon. The coding region runs from base 1 to 390 and encodes 129 amino acids. The record is from RefSeq and is a predicted model, not a curated record. Lineage: Eukaryota; Viridiplantae; Streptophyta; Magnoliopsida; Poales; Poaceae.
AUGUCUGUUCCGGCGGCGGCGGAUCCCAUGGCCCCCGCGCGGGGUGGAUCCCUGCUAGCGUCGCCCGCCUCUGAGGCCCUGCGGGGCGCCUCCCUGCCAGCGCCGCCCGCCUCCGAACUCACGCAGGGCGCCUCCCUGUCCGCGCCGCCGGAUCCCGUCGCCGCGGGGGGCGCCUCCCUGCCCGCGUCACCAGAUCCUGUGGCCGCGAGGGGUGCCUCCCAGCCCGCACCGCCGGAUCCCGUGGCCGCGGGGGCCGCCUCCCUGCCCGCGCCGACAAAUCCCGUGGCCACGGGGGCCGCCUCCCAGCCCGUGCGGGCUGCCUCUGUGCUGGUGUCGGCCGCGUCGCCCUCCUCUGUGCCGCCCCCCCUCCAUGGAUGCGCCGCCGCCUAG